Molecule: messenger RNA, 2283 nt
Organism: Penicillium brasilianum
Lineage: Eukaryota; Fungi; Ascomycota; Eurotiomycetes; Eurotiales; Aspergillaceae
Source: the annotation of a GenBank genome assembly
CUUUGCUGCUGCUGCUGCCCCCCCUGGUACUCUCCCGGCUACACCUGGACUACAUGCUAAGUACCCAUCAUGAAUUUCCAAUCCUCGACAUCCCCUUUCCGUACCGAUCACCCUCAAGUGGCAGAAGAAGGAGGCCCAUACAGAAAGCGAAAACGGCGGAUCUUGUCGUGUGAAGCAUGUCGACGCCUAAAAUGCCGCUGCGACUUCGAUGCGGCAAUGCAGACCUGCUACAGGUGCCGUACACUGAGGGUUCACUGUUCGCUCAGCGCAAAUUCGCAUGCGGACAAUGUCGAUGCGAGUGCGAGUAUUGAUACACCGAAUACUCUGGUAGAGAUUGAGCAACGGUACUGCACAUCACACGAUACCAUGCAGAUAUUCGGUUAAUUUUCCUCGCACCAGGUUUCGUAGAGUCGAGGAUUCCCUGCAGGAAAUCAAGUCUAUUCUACUGGAUAAACAGUCGCAGAAACAGCCGGACGAAGGGAGAUGUCGCCCCUCUAUUCCUGAAGCGAUCGAAGAUGAGGAGAGCACCCAGCAAUCUGAAUGUCAUGAUAGUCGACCUUGCGCUCCACCUUUGCAUUUUGAUGCUCCUGAUGCUCAGGAUGACGUUCAUCUUGCUCCCGCCGCUGUGAUACGGCGUCUUUGCAUCCAACUGAGCGGUAGGAGGAGGAGACUCCUAGAAGGAGUCAAUGAUGAUCUUGUGGAGCUCGGGAUGCUGAGCAAGCAGGACGCUGAUAUGCUUAUUCAGUCGUUUCUCCGACGUUAUCGUUCCAACUACUUCAUCAGCAACCUCAAAGGCAUUGUAUUAGACACGAACAAGGACCUCCGAGCUACUUCGCCGUUUCUUCAUGCCGUUUGUUGUUUGCAUGGCAUGGUUAGCGAAGAAGAGUAUAGUGUAUCUCCUCUUCAUCGAGAAGUCUAUGAAGAAGUCAGACGAAAGCUCGGACAAGUUCUUCUGGCGACUCCACUGCCACUUGAAGAGCUCCUCGCAAUUAGUGCUAUGUGCCUCUUUGCCAGCGCCCCUUCGGUCGGACCGGAAUAUAUUGACAGCUGGGUGCUGAGCGGGCACUGCGCUCAGCAGGCGAUGUUGACAAUUAACUUUGCCAAAAUCUCCGCAAAUAUCAAGUCUGGGGAUGCAUCGCUGGAAGACCAAAAAGAUGUACGUCUUUGGGGGAGCAUCUGCUUGAAUCAUUUACAGUGGGCUGCUGCAACAGGACGUCCCUCAUUCCUUCCGCCACACUAUACCGCUUACUGCCUCUUGACACUCGACAUCGGCCAGGCCACAAUCGAUGACGCCAUGAACGUUGCCGAGAUUAUGCUCUACUCUUCCAUCGUCGCUCCCAGCGAAAGGCUGUUAUCUCUGUCUACCGAAGGAGACUGCCCGGAAAUAGAAGCAUGGAGUCAGAAGUGGAAGCAUCUUUUUAACAUGCCACAAUCAAUUUGUUUGAAACUGGGUUACCACAUAGCAUACCUGAUUCUCGCAAAGCGGGCACUGAACAUCUCGCGUGCGAAUCACAGCCACGCAAGUCGCCACAUGUCUACAGAGGAGGACUUCACCAACAGUAAGGAUAAACCUUCCGGAUCUACCAAUGCAGACAGGGAUACGGAGAGAACUGCUCAUCCAGGACACCGGCCAACAAUGUUUGAGGUGAUGGUUGUCGACUCCGCCAUUCUCGUCCUGCAGACACUCUCACGAAUGAGUGACAAUCAAACACGCUGCCUCCCCGUGUUUUACUCCGUGUGCAUUACAUACUCGAUCCUCGUUGUAUCUCAUUAUAGGCAUUCCUCCUCAGAGAUCUCCGAUGAAUCACUGCUCGGCCUGUUGACUCGGCUGAAGGCCUUGAGCGCGGAUGCUAAGAUGUCGAGCGCUAUGAAGUUCGCUAUAGACAAAGCCAUGACGAAAAUCGCAACUAGAUCUCAUAAACCAAUUUGCCAACAGUGUCGGUGUUACCAUACACAAUACCCGUGUGGUAAUACUGAUGUUAUUCCACAGGACCUUGAUUCUCUUCGUGAUACAAGUCAUCCACAAAAGUUAGAGAUCGCGGGUGUUGAGCAUGAUAAGGACCGCUAUGACGCCGGCAGGGAAGGGGCACCCUCUGAUAAGCCAACAGACUUUCAGCCAGGCAACAGACACGCCGGUCUAUGGGAGGAUUUGCCUUGGGACGUUCGGAACUGCUUUGAGGACUUCUUCAGUGUGGGUGGAAUUGACCAUUCGAAAUUAGAACAAAUGGUACCCUGUGUUUGAUAGAGAUUUAGCAAUCCAUUUUUGGAAAAAAACAACUUCAG